CGUUUACGAAUCAACAAGGAAGUAUUUGCAAGGCGCCAAUUUUGUUUUUGUGAAAAUCGCCGACGUUUUUCUGUGUUUCUCAUUAUUUGAGUGUCACCAACAACAUCGCGACAAUGACUGAAAACACGUUCCCCGUGUACAGUGCGGAUGCUAUAGUGAACUUUUACCGAACAGAAGUUCUCACUGGUCAAGAAGCCAAACACUUAACGAAGGGCGACCUAACUCCUACCCCGAAGCCAGGGACAGUUCAAACACUGUACAUGAGAGUCCUGCAUCUUCUGUAUCGUUUCAGACCUGAGUGUCACUCCAUGGUUCCACUUCUGGAGAACAUUCAGUAUCCAGCGUAUCAGGAGGGUGCGACGUCUAUCAUGAGUGUCUACAUACGAAUGCAGCAGUUUCUGCCUAUGUGCUUGGUGUUUGAUUUCUCCCUCAAUGACCUUCUAGCCCCACAGAAACAGAAGACUAUCACUGUUCUCAGUGCAAUCUUGAACUUUCUUCACUUCAGGAAGCAGAGAAUGGAAAUGGUCUUGGAGAAGCAGGCCAAAUAUAGGGCAGACAUGGACAGGCUGCAGGCCUACACCAGAGGCAACAAAGAAGCUGAGAAAAAGAUCAAGGCGCUGACUACCAUCCCACCGGAGCAGCAGGCUGAGGCAGAGGAGCUGGCGGCCGCGCUGUCUGAGCUGCAGGCCACCACCAUGCAUGAGUACCAGGAAGUGAAUGUGAAGAAUGACUGCAUCGCUGAGUGGAAAACCAAAAUUGCAGAGAAGUCUCAGAAGCUGGCCCAGGUGAAAGUGGACGUGAGCAACAUGAAGGAGGACAUCGGCAGACUCAAGUCUCAGAUCGUGGAGUCUCCAGAGGAACUGAAGAGUCAGAUGGAGAAGAUGAGGGAGAACGUCAAGAAUGUCAAGAACUCCAUCAAAGAAACAGACGAGCGUGUGGUGGAGCUGCAGAACAUGGUGCAGGGUGUGACUCACACUGAGGCUGAGAUCCAGCAGAUGUACAACCUGCUGCAGGACCUGGAGAGCAGCAUGAGCAACACCAAGCAGAGACACGAGAUGCAACAAGACUUGACUGCCCAGUAUGAGAAGAAGCAGAAGGAGCUGAAAAACCUGUGUGUGGAGGAAGCUCAGAUGAAGCGCGCUCAGGGAAUGAAGCUGGACAAAGAGUCCAAACAAAACAUCCGGAGACAGAUGAAGAAAGAGACCAUGGAACAGCAUGUUCAGGAUGUUAUGGGGCAGUGUAACCAAAUCCAUCAGAAGCGCGAAGAAAUGGCUGAAAAAAUCCAAGAGAUCUCCAGAGAGACGCAGCAGCUGAAGGCCAAGAUCCAGAGCCUGAGAGACGUCUGCAGCAAAGAGACGGAGAAGGCUCAGGCUCUGUACGAUACUCUGUCCAAUUCAAUGGAUGAUUUACACGGAAGAAUCGACACACACAUCGUGGACCUGAAGCAGGAUGUCGUCAGGAUGUCUGCAAACUUUUAAAUAGAUCCUCUUUCAACACCCAUUUAUGUUUAAUUCUACACAGUCAUUUUCAUCAUUUCUAUUCUUGUGUUACUGCGUAUCUGUCAUGUUUUACUGUUCUGACCUUUCUGAUGUACAUAGUAUCCAUGUUUUAACCUUACAUGUCUUAUUUUCAAUAUUUGUAAGAUAACUACAAUUUGUAGUUUGAUCACUCAACCAUACUUUGUUGUACGUUGGAACUGUGUAAUAUGUAAAUGUUUC
Messenger RNA from Solea solea (common sole), 1718 nucleotides. It is a transcript of the gene nuf2, whose product is annotated as UF2 component of NDC80 kinetochore complex. The record is from RefSeq and is a predicted model, not a curated record. Gene Ontology annotation, biological process: kinetochore organization; attachment of mitotic spindle microtubules to kinetochore; meiotic chromosome segregation. Gene Ontology annotation, molecular function: protein-containing complex binding. Gene Ontology annotation, cellular component: Ndc80 complex; kinetochore. Lineage: Eukaryota; Metazoa; Chordata; Actinopteri; Pleuronectiformes; Soleidae. The transcript has 13 exons. The coding region runs from base 114 to 1478 and encodes 454 amino acids.